This is a messenger RNA of Aspergillus eucalypticola CBS 122712, 553 nucleotides long. RefSeq lists its product as uncharacterized. The transcript has a single exon. The record is from RefSeq and is a predicted model, not a curated record. Lineage: Eukaryota; Fungi; Ascomycota; Eurotiomycetes; Eurotiales; Aspergillaceae. Bases 154 to 438 code for a protein of 94 amino acids.
GGGGGGGAGAUUGUAGAUAUUGGUUGGCUUGUUAGCUACACAGGUAUCCAGAAGUUAUUACUAGACUGCUUGCUACAUGGAGCUACGACGAUAGCUUGUUAGCCAAGCAGCAGGAGAAAAGUCUUUCAAGCUAUUCUCAUCCGAUCAAUCCCUAUGAGGCAUUAUCAUCCUGGUGGUGAUACAGCAUGUGCUCUUACUCGGUAUUACGAUUUCGUACCGCGGCGGUAUCUGAUGCCGAUUGCGCCUAUCGAUAAAGUGUGGGACAGCGCGAUAUCCGCACACAUGAAUUUCGGUCCUCGCUUCGUCGCGGACAUUACUCUUUUUGUAGAGUAUAUUUUUGCCAAAAAGAUGUUGAUCAGUAUCUCAUCCUUUACUGCUCUUAUAGCAGUAUAUUUCUGUAUCAUUAGACAGUCCAUUUUGUACAGUGAGGCACUGUAGAAAGCUUCGGAUCCGGAUCUACUCUGCUGAUAAGUCUGUGACACUUACACUCCACUGGAGCAGGAGCUCAGAGCCGGGUCAAGCUUACAUUACAUUACCGGAGCCAAAGGAGGGG